Molecule: messenger RNA, 1079 nt
Organism: Ceratotherium simum simum (southern white rhinoceros)
Lineage: Eukaryota; Metazoa; Chordata; Mammalia; Perissodactyla; Rhinocerotidae
Gene: C8H4orf36
Product: chromosome 8 C4orf36 homolog
Source: RefSeq, a predicted model, not a curated record
UUGAAUAAGGGAAAAUCUGGGAAGGUUGGUAUCCUCUAAAAGGCUCAGCCGAGGGACUGGAAGUUCCUGUGCCCGCAGAGCCAUUUGUCGCUUAACAUUGCCACAGUCAGACACAGUUUGGGGAUGAGUUGUUUGAGCCAGUUUGGCAGGUUUAGACAAUGACAAAAUUCCAUGACAGCAUACCCAGGCUGUUAACCUGGCAUUUUCUCCUUACAUGGCAAGGAAUGACAGAAUGAGUUCAUGGAAAAUAGAGAACACAGUUCUACAUUAGUUCAGCUUCAAUGAACACUUGUUAGGGAUGUUUUGACAUUCAGAAAUGCUUUUUCUGAAUCUUUUUAUUAUUUGAGUAUUAAAAAAUAUUCAAGUGAAAGCCGUUGAUUAGGUGUGUUGCAAUCAUUUCAGGCGAAGUGAACAGAGUAUCAGAGUCAUUCGUCAGGCACCUAUGUUAGGAAAUUGAACUGUAAAAAUUCACCAUGGCUUAUGGCUUGCCAAGAAAGAACACAGUGAAAACCAUUUUGCGGAGCGGUUGUUAUACAGUGCAGGAACCUUGGGAUCUUGCGCUGCUUACGAAGACCUGGUAUACGAACCUAGCCAACAUCAAAUUGCCUUUCUUGGAAGAAAUUACAUUUGGUAGUCCUUUACACCCCCAAAAAUGUGAAACCAUUAAGGAUGGUCUGCUCCCUUCUGCAGAAUCCAUCAAACUUGAAAGGGACUCUGAAAUGAAGCGCCUGAAUAACCUGAAACGUCAGGAAAAUGCAGCUGAGGAAAUUCAGAUUUCCCUAAGAGAAAGGCCAGUUGGUUUGAGAAGACCUCUUCCACCUAAGUGACAGUCAUCUCAUAGUGGAAUCUGAACUCUGUGCUUUCCACAUCCGAAGGAAUGAAGGGCUCCCACCUUCCACUGUGUCAAGUUCGGUGCAGACAUCUGAAUGCCCACUGGUGGAUGAGCCAGCUCCCGUGAGUUAGUGGACAGCUCUGACGGAUCUUCUGGGUCCCUGCCACAGGCUUGUUCCUUUGUAUCACAAGCAACAGCUCUGUAAGUAGAUGAAAAUGCAGCUGGAAUUGAGUCAUUUGUGCUAUUC